Messenger RNA from Fonsecaea multimorphosa CBS 102226, 1293 nucleotides. RefSeq lists its product as uncharacterized. Gene Ontology annotation, cellular component: cytoplasm; SBF transcription complex. NCBI's taxonomy places the organism in Eukaryota, Fungi, Ascomycota, Eurotiomycetes, Chaetothyriales, Herpotrichiellaceae. The transcript has 2 exons. The record is from RefSeq and is a predicted model, not a curated record. Gene Ontology annotation, molecular function: transcription coregulator activity. Bases 1 to 1293 code for a protein of 430 amino acids.
AUGCAGCAUGCCACGGCGCAUGGUGCAUCAGGCAUCUCGGAUCCACCUGUCUUGACAACACCUGCACCUUUACCUCUAGAACAUCUCCCUUCGGCUGUUCCUUCUGGAGACUCGAGCGAUACCUCUUCCUCCAACCCGAAACACCUCAGACUGUCCACCAGUGACACAUCGACCGCCGCGAAUAAUCCGUCAGCGGACCAUGGCGAAGUGUCGCCCACGACAUCUGCCAUUUCAAGUCAUGGGGGAUCGCAAGCAACAGAAACUCUUUCACAGCAGGAGGAGAGGCUGAACGCGGAAACUGCUCGCGACGAAGGAGCUCGGCGGGAAAAGAACGACUCAACCUCUCAGAGUCCUCCAUCAAACGCCUCCUCGGGUCUCAAACGAACCGCAAGUGGUGAGGUCAAGAGGUCCAGUGUGGAUCCGAUGGAAGAGGGUAUUCCCAGAUCGAACGGUGUCGGUCAUUCCCAUACGUCGAGCACUGUUUCAACCCAGCCAAAGGGCAAUGUCCUCGAGCUUUCACAGCAGUUGCGCACCAAACUGAAAUAUGCCAUGGUCAAAGUCCAGAACGGUUGGCAAACACGUUCUCUGGACGAGGUUGAGUCCUUGGCCUCCCAAUCCCCACGGUCAACCGUGUCUGGAUUUCAAAAUCUACAUGACCAGCAGUUGCUUUCGCCCAGGACUGCCAUGUCGAGAAAAUACCAGCGCGAGUCGAGCGAGAGCGAAUCGUCCGACAGCACUGUGGCUCUCGAAAGCCGCGGGUUGGUGAACGUGGUUGGCAGUCCUCCGAUCCCGUCGCGUCGCGCUCUGGCUCCACCCGCAGAUAUUGUUCCAGGUUCUCGCCGGCGCCCGACUCCAAACGCGGCAUUUCAGAGCGUCAACGGAAUCCACGUCCAGACCCGAAACUUGCAUUCGGCGAGGCCGCAUACGAACCAACGAACCCCGAGUCAGAAUGCCGCGAUGGAAGCAGACGCGGUAGAAACGCUUCUUUUCAUGGCCAGCCCCAGCAAUUCAGGAUACAACCCACCCUCGCACGCUUCGCAGGAUUCUUCCCUCCGCUCCGCGCAGCUGUUCUCAUCACAGACCUCACCACUGCGAACUCAGUUCAGCCAGACGUCGGUGACGUCUCCGAAGAAAGUGGUGUUUUCCGAGGCCGGCUCCACAGAACCUUCGUUUGACAAGGCAGCCCUCAUUGACCGCAUGCUGGACGAGUUAUCUGACGACAGCGACGAUGAAUUAGAGCAAGCAUUUCGACUUGCUGAAAAGAGCAAAAUCUCCGCGCCGGUCUCUACGUGA